AUGUCUUACGCUAAACUCAAGAAUACUUGCAACGCCAGCACUUUGGCCGAGCAAAGUAACAAAAAACCGAAUUACACACCAGGCAAGGCGUUGAAGCAGACAUUCAAGUUAAUUAAAAGCGUCUUCAAGUCAACAACAGUCAGCAAAGCAGACGACAACAACAAUGUGAAGCAACAAAUCACAGUCACAAAACCACAAGCAGUAACUGAGAUGCCGCAAGCAGCAAUCGAGCCACUGCAACUUCAACACGAAGUCGAAGCGUCCGAACUCAACUCUAGCAUACUAACCACUUGCUCAACACUCAGCGCUGAGGAGUACGAGAACGAAUUGAAUGAGGUAGCUGAGUUGGUGACCGCAAACAAAUCGAUCAUUGUUGAGUAAACUGUUGACG
Molecule: messenger RNA, 391 nt
Organism: Bactrocera tryoni
Lineage: Eukaryota; Metazoa; Arthropoda; Insecta; Diptera; Tephritidae
Exons: 1
Coding region: 1-381 (126 amino acids)
Source: RefSeq, a predicted model, not a curated record